Messenger RNA from Homo sapiens (human), 4824 nucleotides. It is a transcript of the gene CFAP410, whose product is annotated as cilia and flagella associated protein 410. Bases 2764 to 3570 code for a protein of 268 amino acids. NCBI's taxonomy places the organism in Eukaryota, Metazoa, Chordata, Mammalia, Primates, Hominidae. The transcript is spliced from 6 exons. Gene Ontology annotation, cellular component: photoreceptor outer segment; photoreceptor connecting cilium; ciliary basal body. The record is from RefSeq and is a predicted model, not a curated record.
GGUGUCCGCAGACUGCCCAGAGGGCAGCCGCCUCACAGAUAUCUCCAUUUGCCAGGAGAUGCCCAGCCUGGAGGUGAUCACGCUCAGGUACCUCGCUCCUGCUGUCAUGCUCAGCCUGGGGCCUGGAAGCCGGGGCAGAGCCUCACGUCCCUCCAGUGGGACCCAGCACUGUGACAUAACCUGGAAACCUCCAACACAGACUGAGGGCGGCUUCCAGAAGGGGAGGGGCCGGGACAGCGAGAGCUGGGCCUACCCUGUGGCCCCCAUGUUCAGCCCUCCUUCCUCAGAGCCUCACCUGGGCCUCCUGAUGGCUCCUGUCCCCUGCCUGCCCUGCUGUACGCCUGCCCACCCUUGGCCUGUGUGCUCCGAUAAGCCAUUGCUGUGUUCACUGGGCCAGUCGGUGGUGGAGCCCUCCUAAGGAUUCACGGUGGCCCGCCCUGGCCGCCCCCACGGUGGCCACAUCUGCCCUGGGACCCCCAGAGUCCUGGCCUCUUCUGCCCCCCAGUGCCACCACUGCCUACCAGUUUCUCUGCACCCCAUGACCUGUGCCCGUCUUCUGGGGUCACUGCCCUCCCAGCAGACUAAGGGAAGCUUGAAUGAACAAAUGUUACUGGACUUUCAGGCAGUUGGGGUGUAUUUGGGGGCUCUGGGGAAGAGAAGAGCUCCCUUUAUCCCUGAAUUCCCUCCUGCCUACUGUGGGACCCACGGAGGGAGCAGACGCUCAUGGCUCACCACUGCCCACCAGACGCUGGAUGGGCGCCUUCUGUGGGUUUCCGCAUUUAAAAGCUCACAAGGGUUUAAACCCUGUGGGGAAGGCCCACCCCUCUGGCAGCUCAGAAGUCUCUAGGGCUUGCCCUCUGAGAGUGGGUAUUGCAGGCCCCUGGUCCCUGACUGUGACCUACCUUCUUGAUCUCACAGGCAGCCACGGGGUAGGCCAGCCCCUGCCCAUCCUCCGUAAUGCCCUCUGAGGUUGGCAUUGCCAUGUUGAUGCCCGUGCCCAGCCUGCUGCCCGCCAUGGGCUGAGGCCAGUCCAUCUGGUGUUCAGGCAUCCCCAGCGCGGGCACCAGCCUGUCCUGCCCGAGCCUUGCUGAAUGAAUGAAAUGGGCUUGGAGGCAUGCUCAUGGGUCAAAUCUCAGCCCUCCCAUCUAUUGGCUGGCUAACCUUGGGCGAGGCAUGGCCCUCUCUGUGCCUCAGUUUCCUUUCUGUAACAUGGAGGUAUUACAAGUGCCCACCCCACAGGGAGAUGAGGAGGAGAUGGAGCCCGAGUCCAGAGGUUGAGCAGGGGUGCGCGUGCCCGCCCAGAGGUUGAGCGGGGGGGGGGGGGGGGUGCGCGUGCCCGCCCAGAGGUUGAGGGGGGGUGCGCGUGCCUGCCGCGGGGCUCGUUUCACUAGUCAGGCGACACAGUGAGGCUGGGAUUUCAGGCCUGCCUCCGAAAGGCUUACCUGACAGGGAAACGUGGAGCUUGUGGUUCCCACGGUGGCAGGAAGCUUGGGGCGGGGCUGUGGAUCCAGCCCUAUCCCUGCCGCUCACUGAGUCACCCAGGGGCCACAGGGCCUCCGAGCAUCAGGCCGCUCGUGUGUGGGGCCAUUUCUGUCACAUCUCGGGAGGGACAGGACCCCAGGGGUGUUGACCGAGCUCAGGUGCGUGGUGCCUGCACGCCUGACUGCACUGGAGCGGAGCAGGAAGCCUCGAGGCCGCGGACGCGGUCGGUACAUCACGCUGCUGCCUGUGCCUGAGGCAGACCCCAUCCUGGAAAGAGUCCCACAGCCGGAGUUUUGCUCUUGGUAAAAUGGGGCGGCCUCAUAGCUAGGAGCUGCAUGAGACCUGGGAAACCCCGAGUGAAGGGAUGGCAUGGGGAGGGGGGCUCAGGACGGCAGGCUGCCCAUGGGGGCCUGGUGACCGCCCUUCUGAGGCGCCUGCCGGACGCGAGUGCAGCCCUCCAGGCAGGGGGCCCUGGCUCCGCGCCUUUGAGGGCCUGCGGGAGCGGCUCCGCGUGUUCGCUUGUGGAGGGGACGGACCCCACGCUGCAGGGUAAAGCCUGCAGGUCCCCGCUCCAGGCCUGCUGUUUCUCUUCUCUGACGCGUCCACGUUCUGUAGAAUGGAAAUGAGGCCCAUCCCCAGUGUUGCCGCCCUCAAGUGGGGGUUUGGAAGGUCCGUGCUCACUCCCAUGUCACGUGGAGCUGGCUCCUAGUUUUUGCCAUGAGUUUUUCUGGCCGCUCCCUGCUUUGGGGCAACAUGAUAUGUCCCCUGAGAGGCCUUAAUUUUCCUCACCUGUGAAGGAGGGCCACAUCCCCCACCUCCCGCACUCUAGCGCCCUGAGGAGCUGAUGUGGAGCGUCGGGCCAAGGGGCUGUUGCUGGUGGGGUCCACCCCAGUCCGCCUUUGAGUUCAGGGCCUGGCCUUCCUACAGCUCUCUCCUCGGCCCAGGUCCUGCUGCACGUGACUUGUGACAUCCGAUUUAGGCUUCUCAGGAGAGGGCAGGGACACAGGUCCCAUGAGUGCCUUUUACUGGGGGUGGGGAUUGAGAGGUGGCCCUGGGGGCCCUGGCCACGUCCCUCGCUGACUGUGCUGGUCUCCGUGCAGUGUCAACAGCAUCUCCACCCUGGAGCCUGUGAGCCGGUGCCAGCGCCUGAGUGAGCUGUACCUGCGGAGGAACCGCAUCCCCAGCCUGGCUGAGCUCUUCUACCUGAAGGGGCUGCCGCGUCUGCGGGUGCUGUGGCUGGCCGAGAACCCGUGCUGCGGCACCAGCCCCCACCGCUACCGCAUGACCGUGCUGCGCACCCUGCCGCGCCUACAGAAGCUGGACAACCAGGCUGUGACGGAGGAGGAGCUGUCCCGUGCACUGAGUGAGGGAGAGGAGAUCACUGCGGCCCCAGAGAGAGAGGGCACAGGCCACGGCGGCCCCAAGCUAUGCUGCACACUGAGCUCCCUCAGCUCCGCUGCUGAGACUGGCCGGGACCCGCUGGACAGCGAGGAGGAGGCAACCAGCGGCGCCCAGGAUGAACGUGGCCUGAAGCCGCCUUCCCGGGGCCAGUUUCCUUCCCUCUCAGCCAGGGAUGCCUCGAGCAGCCACAGGGGCAGGGUGAGUGGCGGGCCGCUAGGGGCCGCGGCUGCCUCUGCCCACUGCACCCACUGCACAGAAACCGUGGGGAGGGAGCAUGGAGCCUCACAGGGCCCCGUGGGGAGGGAGCAUGGAGCCUCACAGGGCCUUGAAGAGCUGUGCCCCAGGGGGAGCUGCGUGUGCGGGUCUGUGAAUGCGCACACACGUGUAACACGUGCCCCGCACGGAGCCGUCCUGGCCCCUCAGCCUCUCCUGCUGUCCUGGUCUGUGGAAUGUGGGCCCGGGCCCUGCUGGGCUGAGGGCAACAGGAGUCACGUGGAAGAGGUGCCACACACGCGUCCACAGGCGGGGCUCCUCUGCUCAGAUUCUCCGAGUGUGCCGAACGUCCUGACUGCCAUCCUGCUGCUGCUGCGGGAGCUGGAUGCAGAGGGGCUGGAGGCCGUGCAGCAGACUGUGGGCAGCCGGCUGCAGGCCCUGCGUGGGGAAGAGGUGCAGGAGCACGCCGAGUGACCGCAGGACCUGAACGCCGCUCCAGCCUCCACGGGGACCCCAGCGUCUUCCCCAGCCCCCGGGAGCUGGAGGGUGGCUGCCAUGGCCGCAGCCCCGGCCCCACACAAAAGCCUCCCCGGUUUGCCACAUCGGCCGAGGGCAGGAGUGGGUGUUAGGUACUGGCUAACCGGGGCGGUGGAGAUGCCUGUCUACACCAGUCCUGUCCCCAGGACUCCCCUUCUGUGGUCUGGAGGUUCUAGGCUGGCCUGGGCUCUUAAAGGGAGGAUUUUGCAGGCUGUCCUCCCUAAUAAAAGAUUUUCCCAAGGUUGAUCUGGAGGUGACGUUUCCCAAGGCAUGGUUGUGACAGUCUUCCUGAAAGCAAGGGCCGUUUCUCCACAGAAUGAGGAGGUCUUCACGGAUGGCUUUGCCGAUUCCAGCCCUUGGUCCUUGGAUAGAUUUCUGUUGGGCAAGGGAGACUUCGAGAAUGCUGGCACCCAUAGCGACAUCUGCCCUGAGCUGCUCAGCAGGCAGGCAGCAGCCUCCCGCACCCAUGGGAGAGAGUUUUGUUUUCUUGGCCGGGCUGGGCAGGUGCGCCUUCCUUUCUCUCUCCUGUGAAGAACUGCAGGAGGGCCCUCAGCUGUGAGGUUGUGGAUGAACAGGCCUGUUCGCCCUGGGGUCCGGGCCUGGCACAGGAAGCAGCUAGACUAGGGGAGUCCUUGGAGCAUCUGAGAGGGGUUUUCUUUCCUCUGGGAAGAGUCGCAAGUCUUAUGAGGAUGCCACAAUCUGGGCAGUGACCCGUGGCCCUGGGGACCUUCCUAGUGCCCCCCAAAACCAAGGAAGCAUUCACGUGAGAUGGGGAGUCAGCCUUCCAGCUGGUGUGUAGGAAAGCCAGGUCCCUGGGCCCUUGUCCCAUGUGGGGUUGAGAUCCAGAUCUCCAUGAGAUAUUCCCAUCCUCCGCCGAGCGGUGAUGCGUGACCGUGUGUGCAGGCCGCUGUUCUCCCAAGCUCGGGGCCAUGCCGUGCCACCGUCACCAGAGCCAGCUGCAGCACUGGGGCAGCCACUGUCGCCGGACUUGGGGAAGCCCAGGGUGAAGACAGUCACUCAUCCGUGCAAGCUCUCCAGAAGGGAUGCAAGCUCUCCAGAAGGGGUGUGAUCUCUGAGCAGUGGGGAGUGGAGUCACCACUCGGGACAUAGAGGGUGGACAGUUCAGGCCUGUGUCUGCCUCCUUGGGACUGUGGAGUGGGUGCCCUCAGUAAAGCGCUUUGUUGGAAUGGU